AUGAGAGUGACCACAUACAACUCUAUCAAGGAUGUUCCCUACGUACGAGACGACUCAUGGGGUUCCUUCAAAGGCUCCUAUGGCACGGUCUAUAGAGCGACAACGAAGCGCCUCGUGGGCAAGGGACAGAUUUUCGCAAUCAAAGAGAUGCAAACUGUGUCGGCGAAGGAUCAACUGAUGGCUGCCCAAGAGAUCAAGUUCUUGCGUCAAUUCCGGCAUCCCAACAUUCUGGAACUUGAGGACGCUUUCGUUAUUGAUCUUCCGGGCCAUCAGAUGCUGCAUACUAUCCGCCUCGUAACAAAGCCAUGGGCGCAUGUAUCUCUGCAUCAUUUCAUCCAGGAUCUCACGAACUCGUCCGGCUCUUCGACGAUGUGCCCCUGGUUCAAACCUCAGGAACUAGACCCCUGGCCGAGUAUUGUGCGACAGUGUCUGAGCGGCCUCGUCUACCUUCACAGCCAGCAGCCAAAUCCCAUUCGGCACAAGGACAUCAAACCCCAUAACAUCCUCCUCUAUGCUGAAGUUCAGCGCUUUGGAAAGCUCGAAGUCCGUCCUAUAAUCAUCGACUUUGGAAUCAGCAAAGAGCACAUUGAUGGAGCUACGACCGCAAAUACUGGUACUUAUGAAUACAAAGCGCCGGAGCAAAUCAAGAACCUGGACCCGACUCUGGCAAAGUAUACUCAGACCCUGGCCGACCCUCCUAAACGUAUAUGA
Molecule: messenger RNA, 711 nt
Organism: Alternaria ethzedia
Lineage: Eukaryota; Fungi; Ascomycota; Dothideomycetes; Pleosporales; Pleosporaceae
Exons: 3
Coding region: 1-711 (236 amino acids)
Biological process (GO): protein phosphorylation
Cellular component (GO): cytoplasm
Molecular function (GO): ATP binding; protein serine/threonine kinase activity
Source: RefSeq, a predicted model, not a curated record